This is a messenger RNA of Saprolegnia diclina VS20, 1375 nucleotides long. RefSeq lists its product as hypothetical. The record is from RefSeq and is a predicted model, not a curated record. The coding region runs from base 45 to 1238 and encodes 397 amino acids. The transcript is spliced from 3 exons. NCBI's taxonomy places the organism in Eukaryota, Oomycota, Saprolegniomycetes, Saprolegniales, Saprolegniaceae. Gene Ontology annotation, cellular component: cytoplasm.
CCGGAUACGAGGAUUUUCGCUCGAAAGCGACAAGGCGCAGCAGCAUGUGGCUCUAUGAGGCCGCCAACCAGGCCGCCAAGACGGCCAAGGAGCGCGUCGUCCAAGUCCAGGAGAAGGUCCAGGAGAAGGCCUCCAUCAUCGUCGCGCAGGUCCAAGACGAGGCGCAGACGCUCCUCAACUCGAUGAGCCUGCAGCAAGACAACCCUGUCGACGAGAUCAUCUUUGAGGAGCUGGACGACUACAAGGCCUUCCAGGAUGUAUUUGACCUUGACGACAAGACGGAGGAGGUCGCGGCGAUCCUCAAGGACGACACGUAUAUCUCGGACCUCCACACGGCGAUGGUGCCCGAGCAGCUCUCGUACAAGGAGUUCUGGACGCGGUACUACUUUCGCGAGUUUACCAAGCAGCGUGAAGAGGAAGCCCGGGUGAAGCGGGAGGAGGCCCGGCGCGCCCAGCUGCUCCAAGAGCAAGCCGCCCGCGAAGAGCGCGAGCGCGAAGCCCGCAUCGCGUACGAGGCACGCAUGGAAGAGGAGCGACUCGCGGCCGAAGCCGCCGAAGACGUUGCGAUGUGGAAGGAGCAAGUCGACCACCUCCAGCAAGUGAUCCGGUCGCUCGAGCAUAGUGAGCAAGACAAGUACAAGACGCUCUGCGACGACUACGAGUCCAAGAUGAUGCAGAUGACGCUGCACAUUGACGACGCCAAGGCGAGCGGCUACGAAGAAGGGAUCGCCGAGAGCGAGUCGAUCGUCGCCAAGAUCCGCGCCGAGGCCCAAGCCGAGCGCGACGAGCUUCGCGCCUUCUUGGAGGCAAUGGUCGACUCGUCGACAGCUGCCAUGCCCGAGGUGCCUGCGUCCUCGGUGCUCUCUCUCGAGUUGGCCCAGCAACUCUGGGCGCUGCGGCAGUCCGAAGCUUCAGCCCCGUCAGCAACCACCACCGAUGCGCAGCACGCCAAGGAGCUGGACCUCUGGAAGGCGCGCGCGAUGAAGAUGAAAAAGCUGAAGGACGAAGUCGACGCCGAGCUCGUCACGGUCAAGGCUGCCGUUGCGUCGGCCGAAGCCAGUGGCUUUGCGGCGGGCGAAGCGGCCGCGAAGGAGACGUACCUGGCGCAGAUCCAAGCUCUUGAAGCGGCGCUGGCCGCCCAACAAGAGACACUGCCCGCGCCACCCCUUGCAGCCGAGGUGCAGGACGCCGCCGAGGCCAAGGAGCCAAGUCGCGACGACUGGGGCGAGUGGGAUUGACGAUUGUCAGUGAUCCAUCACCCGUCGCUUAUAUACACUUUCACCCUGUCUACGCCUCGUCGUUCUCGUUCUCGUCGUCGUGCGCAUGGUCGGCGCGUUGGCGCAGCUUCUCGAGCGAGUCCACGGCCGGGUCCCAG